Messenger RNA from Austrofundulus limnaeus, 327 nucleotides. RefSeq names its product integrin alpha-6. NCBI's taxonomy places the organism in Eukaryota, Metazoa, Chordata, Actinopteri, Cyprinodontiformes, Rivulidae. Gene Ontology annotation, biological process: cell adhesion mediated by integrin; cell-cell adhesion; integrin-mediated signaling pathway. Gene Ontology annotation, cellular component: external side of plasma membrane; integrin complex. The record is from RefSeq and is a predicted model, not a curated record. Gene Ontology annotation, molecular function: integrin binding.
GUGAACUUUGUAAAGGAGGGAUGCAGGGAUGAUAAGAUUUGCCGCAGCAACCUGAAGAUGGAGUACAGUCUACACUACAAACAAAGCAACCAGGAGGUGUUCACUCCGUUAAAUAAAAGUGAAAACAACAUCCCUGAGUUUUGUCUGAACUAUGAGAAGAAGGACUUGGCUCUGCAGGUGACUGUGACCAACAUGAACGGUGACGAUGCUUACGAAGCAAAGCUUGUAGGGAGUUUCCCUGACACCCUGUCAUACUCCGGCGUCCGCUCAACAACUGUAAGUUUACAAUAUGACUCUGCUCCAUGGAGAAAUCCAUUUGUGGGUUGA